GGAGUAAGGAGGACCGCGGCUGCGCCGCCAUCGUUGGAUCCCGGCGGCAAUGGCCGAGGUUCAGGUGGCGGCGGGUCCGGCGGAGAAGGAGCGUGAGGAGGAGUCGGUGUCGUGGACUCCCGAGGUCGAGGUCUGCCUCUUUCACGCCAUGCUAGGUCACAAGCCCGUAGGGGUUAACCGACACUUCCACAUGAUCUGUAUCCGGGACAAAUUCAGCCAGAAUAUCGGCCGCCAAAUCUCCUCCAAGAUAGUUUGGGAGCACCUCAACGUCAUGUACGACAUGCAAGCACUGCACGAGUCAGAAAUCCUGCCUUUUCCAAACGGUGAGCGGAAUUUUGUUCUACCUGAAGACAUCAUCCACGAGGUGAAGGAAGGCAAGGCUGGGGCAGAGGAGGAGCUGAAGGCCGAGCUGAAGGAGGAGUUGCCGGAGCUGGCAGUGACUGAGGAAGGUAACGCCAAGGUGGCAGAGAAGCUGAUGGUGAAAGAGAAGAUGUCCGUGGCAGGCGAGGCAGGCACCAAGGAAGUGAUCGACAAGCGGAAGAGAAACCGAUCCACAGCCAGCCUCCUGAGUGUGAACAGUAAUCCAGCGAGCCCCAGCGGUGCCAAGCGCAGGCGGGUGUAAGAUCCGCAGGAUUGGAAUCUCCAGCUGUCCAGCAGCAAGACUGAGGAAAGGAGGGACAGUGACCACGAGGUCUGUAACCCCAGCAGGCCAGCCACGGGGCAGAUGCCCCAUUGUCCCUCAAAGGUGGCUUUGUUAAUCUGUCAGAUCUUUGUUCAAUUCUUCAGCCCCCAUUCUGUUGCACUCCACCCUGUCCAGGCCAUCAGAUGUGAUGUUCAAUGCCUUCUGGCAGACAUUCCCAAAUUUCUGGAACUGUGCUGGACCCAUGGGGGUGGGGGGAGAUUGAGGGAAGGUGUUUCCAUUUUGGCCUAUUGUAAUUGUUCAAUUGUCUCUUCACUUCUAGUUGUGAAUGUAUUUGUGUGUGGUUUUUUAAAAAUAAUUUCUAAUUAAAACCAGCUUGGUGAUAUCUGGCUGGGAAUGUCCAUGUGAAAUUCACUUAGAAUUAUAGAUCAUAAGGUACAGGAGCAGAAUUAGGCCAUUCAGCCUGUCAAAAGUCUGCUCUACCGUUUAGUCAUGUCUGACUUUUCUCAACCCCAUUCUCCCGCCUUCUCCCUGUAACCUUUGACGCCCUUGCUAAUCAAGAACCCACGAACCUCAGCUUUAAAUAUACCCAAUGACUUGGCCUCUCCGCUGCGCAUGGUAAUGAAUUCUACAGAUUCAACACCCUCUGGCUAAAGAAAUUCCUCCCCAUCUCCAUUCCCAAUGGAUGUCCUGCUCUUCUGAGACCAUGCCCUUUGGCACAUGACUCUCCCGCUAAUGAAAACAUCCUCUCCGCACCCACUCUAUCCUUUCAGUGUUGCAUAGGUUUCGAUGAGAUCUUCCCUCCCCCGAACUCCAUCACAUACAGGCCCAAUACAGAAACAGGCUGUUUGGCCCAUCGUCCCGAUGUUAAUCUUGUGUCCCAUCUCUGCUAAUCCCAUUUCAGAAUCAGAAUCCUUUAUUAUCCCCAGGUAUGUGGACGCAUACAGGGAAUUUGAUGCCCGUUUCCCUGAGCUCUCGCUGUACAGAAUAAAAAAGCAAACAAAACAAUAGUGCAAAUAACCAUGAACUAUAUACAAUGAGGUAUACCUGUGUAUGUACAGGUGGACUUGGUUUAUAAUAGACUAAAAUUCAAGUGUUCAUAAAGACUGAUGGAUACAGAAAGAAACUGUUCUUGUACCUAUUUGUC
Messenger RNA from Mobula hypostoma (lesser devil ray), 1787 nucleotides. RefSeq names its product MRG/MORF4L binding protein (gene mrgbp). Lineage: Eukaryota; Metazoa; Chordata; Chondrichthyes; Myliobatiformes; Myliobatidae. The record is from RefSeq and is a predicted model, not a curated record. The transcript has 5 exons. The coding region runs from base 50 to 622 and encodes 190 amino acids. Gene Ontology annotation, cellular component: NuA4 histone acetyltransferase complex; nucleus. Gene Ontology annotation, biological process: regulation of transcription by RNA polymerase II.